CUUGCGCUCUGGUCCGCCCUUACCAUCCCUCUAGCCUGCCUGAACUCACUUCUCACCAUGUCGUCGACAAAAUACCUUGAUCCGAAGACUGCGAUUGCACACCUCGAGACGUACAAGAGGUCUGAUGGCUUGUCUAUCUCUGAACUCAUGAACUCCGAGAAACAUGGCGGGCUCACGUACAAUGACUUUCUCCUUUUGCCUGGCAAGAUUGAUUUCGCAGCUCCGGAUGUCGUGACAGAUACACGUAUCACGCGGAACGUGGUGCUCAAGACACCGUUCAUGAGUAGCCCCAUGGACACGGUCACUGAAGGGGAGAUGGCCAUUGCAAUGGCGCUGUUAGGGGGUAUAGGUGUGAUUCACCAUAAUCAGCCAGCAAGCGCACAAGCAGCGAUGGUCCGAGCCGUGAAGCGCCACGAGAACGGAUUUAUCACCGAUCCGGUCGUACUCUCUCCUAAUCACAUCGUCGAGGAUGUGCUUGACGUGAAAUCGCGCCUUGGUUUCAGCGGUAUUCCCAUAACUGACACCGGGGCCCUUGGCGGAAAGCUACUCGGCAUUGUUACAAAUCGCGAUGUGCAGUUUCGAGAACCCUCGACGCCACUGGCUGAGGUUAUGACCAAGUCCCUCGUCACUGCUCCGGAAGGCGUUACGCUACAGCAGGCUAACGACAUUCUGCGUGAUUCAAAAAAGGGAAAGCUACCGAUCGUCGAUCGGGAAGGCAAUCUUGUCGCACUUCUUGCCCGCUCAGACCUUCUUAAGAACCAGACGUAUCCACUCGCAUCAAAAUUGCCCGAGAGUAAGCAGCUUUAUGCGGCGGCCGCAAUCGGUACUCGGCCUGCAGAUCGCACUCGUCUGGCAUUACUUGUAGAUGCAGGGCUCGAUAUUGUCGUACUCGACUCCUCGCAAGGUAACUCGAUUUUUCAAAUCGAGAUGAUUGAGUGGAUCAAAGCGACAUACCCGAAUCUCGAAGUCAUUGCUGGAAACGUCGUUACGCGCGAACAGGCGGCAUCCCUGAUUGCAGCAGGUGCGGAUGGUCUGCGCGUUGGCAUGGGUUCCGGCAGUAUUUGCAUUACGCAGGAGGUAAUGGCUGUUGGUCGGCCACAAGCAACUGCUGUAUACGCAGUAGCGGAAUUUGCGCGUCACUUUGGUGUGCCUGUCAUUGCGGACGGCGGAAUUAGCAAUGUAGGACAUGUUGUCAAGGCACUCGCUCUCGGUGCAGGAGCAGUGAUGAUGGGCGGUCUGCUAGCCGGGACAAGCGAGGCACCAGGCGAGUACUUCUACCAUGAAGGCAAACGCGUGAAAGCGUAUCGCGGGAUGGGAAGCAUUGAAGCGAUGGAACAGGGCAAACCUGGCUCGAAGCAUCAACAGAAGCAUCCCAAGGGCAGCGCUGCUGCGCAAGCUGUGCAGGAGAAUGCAGCGACUUCGCGUUAUUUCAGCGAGGCCAGUGCAGUGAAAGUCGCUCAGGGUGUUUCGGGUGAUGUGCAAGACAAGGGUUCUGUGCGGCAGUUCCUGCCAUAUCUCCAUGCAGGAUUGCAGCACUCGCUUCAGGACAUCGGACGUCACAGCAUCGUAGAAAUGCAGCAGUCGGUUCAGCAGGAAAAGGUCCGGUUUGAGCUCAGAACCGCAAGUGCGCAAAUUGAGGGCGGCGUCCAUGGCCUACAUUCGUACACAAAAAGGCUAUUUGCUUGACUGACUCGCUCUGUGCUGGGCUUAUCUAAAGUCAUCUACGUAUCUACAUAACUGUGAUCAUAGGAUUAGAAUGCGUAAGGGUUAUCGGUGCUUGGUUGUAUGACGGUGUAAUGUAUAGCUAGAACAAACAAAAUGAUGAAA
Molecule: messenger RNA, 1827 nt
Organism: Fomitiporia mediterranea MF3/22
Lineage: Eukaryota; Fungi; Basidiomycota; Agaricomycetes; Hymenochaetales; Hymenochaetaceae
Product: IMP dehydrogenase
Exons: 4
Coding region: 58-1686 (542 amino acids)
Biological process (GO): GTP biosynthetic process
Cellular component (GO): cytoplasm
Molecular function (GO): IMP dehydrogenase activity
Source: RefSeq, a predicted model, not a curated record